Dujonia railenensis is the source of this 1599-nucleotide messenger RNA. The record is from the annotation of a GenBank genome assembly. Lineage: Eukaryota; Fungi; Ascomycota; Pichiomycetes; Serinales; Debaryomycetaceae.
AUGAAAUAUAUUGAUAGAUGACUUUUUAGUACAUCACAUAAAGAUAUUGCAAUAUUGUAUUUAAUAUUCGGUUUUAUAUCAGGUAUGACAGCAACAGGUAUGUCAGUGAUUAUUAGAAUGGAAUUAUCAGCAGGUAAUGCACAAUUCUUACAUAAUAAUAAUCAUUUAUUUAACGUUUUAGUUACUGGACAUGCUAUUGCCAUGAUAUUUUUAUUUGUUAUGCCUGUAUUAAUAGGAGCAUUUGGAAAUUUCUAUUUACCAAUAAUGAUUGGUGCUGUUGAUAUGGCAUUUGCUAGAUUAAAUAACAUUAGUUUCUGAACUUUACCACCUGCAUUAGUUUGUAUUAUUGCAUCAGUAUUAAUUGAGAAUGGAGCUGGUACAGGAUGAACGGUUUAUCCACCUUUAUCAUCAAUAAGUUCUCAUUCAGGACCUAGUGUUGAUCUAGCUAUAUUUGCAUUACAUUUAACAAGUAUAUCAUCAUUAUUAGGUGCUAUUAACUUUAUUGUAACUUUCUUCAACAUGAGAACAAUCGGUUUACAUGUACUUCAAGCACCAUUAUAUGUAUGAGCAAUAUUUAUUACAGCUGUAUUAUUAUUAUUAUCAUUACCAGUAUUAACAGCUGGUGUUACAUUAUUAUUAAUGGAUCGUAAUUUUAAUACAGGUUUCUAUGAAACAGCAGCUGGAGGAGACCCAGUAUUAUAUCAACAUUUAUUCUAUAAAAUAAAUCACCCAGAAGUUUAUAUCAUUAUAAUACCAGGUUUUGGUAUAAUAUCACACAUUGUUUCAACUUAUAGUAAAAAACCAAUAUUUGGACAAAUAGGAAUGUUAUAUGCUAUGAGUUCUAUUGGUUUAUUAGGAUUCUUAGUUUGAAGUCAUCACAUGUAUGUAGUAGGUUUAGAUAUAGAUUCUAGAGCUUACUUUACUUCAGCUACUAUGGUUAUUGCUGUGCCUACAGGAAUUAAAAUAUUCAGUUGAAUUGCAACAAUCUAUGGUGGAGAAGUAAGAUUAGCUGUACCUAUGUUAUAUGCUAUAGCAUUCUUAUUCUUAUUUACUAUAGGAGGGUUAACUGGUGUGAUGCUUUCGAACGCAUCUAUUGACGUUGCAUUCCAUGAUACCUACUAUGUAGUUGGUCACUUUCAUUAUGUCUUAUCUAUGGGAGCUAUAUUCAGUUUAAUUGGAGGUUUCUAUUACUGAGGUCCAACAAUGUUUGGAUUAAAUUAUAAUAAAGUUUGAGCUGAAAUUCAAUUCUGAUUAUUAUUUAUCUCAGUUAAUGUUAUUUUCUUACCUAUGCACUUCUUAGGAUUAAACGGUAUGCCUCGUAGAAUAUCACAAUACCCAGAUGCCUUUACAGGUUGAAACUUUGUAAGUAGUAUUGGUUCUAUUAUCUCAGUUAUAUCAUUAAUAGCUGGUUUAAAAAGUAUAUUAAUACAAUUAGAAAAUGGUGAAAAUGAAAUUGAAGAAUUAAAAGUUACACCAGAUUUUACAGAAUCUAAUUUAACAAGAAAUGUUCAUGUAUCAGAUUUAGAAUUAAUAUUAAGUCGUCCUGCACAAUAUCAUACAUUCACAGAAUUACCAAUAUUAACUAAUGAGGCUCAUUAG